GUCUGAAAUUACAACUGCAUCAUUUUUCUACAAGCCCCUUCUCUGCAAAAAGCCAAAAAAACGAUUUCCCAAAUCUCUGCCCUUGGCACAACAGCACAGGCGCACAAGCUCCUCACGGUACUCGUGCGUCCGGGCCGCUCCUUCAAAGAAGACGGAAGGUACGGGGAACCCAUAGUUGAGGUGUACGAUCGGAAUACUGUAGACUAGGACCUGAGGUACUCGGGUAGCACAGCAGCUUAGGGAAAACUUUUUGUUACUCUGAGAUGAUACGAGCAGUGAUAAUGAUGAAUAAUAAAGGGAAACCUCGUAUCGUCAGAUUCUAUGAGUACCAGCCCAUGGAGAAGCAGCAAGAGCUUAUUCGGAAAAUAUAUGGAGUUCUAUGUAGUAGACCUGAGAACGUGAGCAACUUUGUCAAGGUUGAUUCAUUAUUUGAGUCGGAUGCUCGUCUUGUAUACAAGACUUAUGCCACACUGCAUGUCAUAUUCAUAUUUGAUAACUCAGAGAACGAGCUUGCAAUGCUUGAUCUGAUGCAAGUUUUUGUGGAGACACUCGACAAGUGUUUCGGCAAUGUAUGUGAACUCGACGUAGUAUUCAAUUUUAACAAGGUUAAUGCCAUCUUAAAUGAGAUUAUACUGGGGGGUCAAGUACUUGAGACAAGCUCUAUGGAAGUGGUCAAGGCAGUUGAGGACAUCUCAAAGAUGGAAAAAGCUUCCAAUUCAGUCAUGUCUAUGCCCCGAUGGCAAGGUCGAUGACUUACAACAAUGCUGGUGAGAAGUGCAGACAAAACCAAGAAGGCUAUAAUAAUGCUCAUAGUUACGAAAUCUCGAUUAAAAUAUUGCUCGUAGUUAUUUCUUUGUCAAGUGAGAUGAGUUUUUAAUAGUGGUUAUGGCACAGAAGGCCCGGAGUGAACAAUGUGGUUUGCUUCACUCUUCAGCAGUUCAGCCAAAUAAAUGGAAGCAGCCUAUGCAUUACAUUGCCAUCUGUAUGAAAGGAAUUCAAUCCUUAAAAUAAAUGCAGCAAUAGCAACGAUCCAAUAAUUUUGUUCAACAAUAGACUAUUGUAGUGAUUUAUAAACUAGCAUUCUCGUUCAGCAAAUAAAAUAAGAUUAUACAAUGUAGUGAUUUAGGCUUAUGGAUAGAGAAACAGAAAUCAGAAGAAAGAAGAAGAUCCUG
Messenger RNA from Cuscuta epithymum, 1172 nucleotides. Lineage: Eukaryota; Viridiplantae; Streptophyta; Magnoliopsida; Solanales; Convolvulaceae. The record is from the annotation of a GenBank genome assembly.